UCAUCCCUCCUUCCUUUGUUAACAUCCCGGAUUUGAGCCUUAGAACUGUUCUACAUUAAGAAGGAGGAUCGCUGAAUUGACGCAUUUCGUUGUUUCAUAUUAUCCGGUGAUAUUAAAGGAACGACUACCAUUGAGAACUAACAUUUGAAAGCGGGUUUAACAAUGGUAGUCUUUCCGUGGCUGAUUAGUUUCUCUUUUUUUCUUCUGCACGUCGCGCAUGGAGAACAGAGUUAUUCCGUACCAGAAGAGAUGAAACGAGGAUCAGUUAUUGGAAAUAUCGCAAAGGAUCUCGGGCUGCAGACAGGUGCGCUGUCCACCAGAAGAGCCCGAAUUGAAACCGAGGAGAGCGAUAAACGUUACUGUGACAUCAACGUGAGAAACGGAGCGCUGAUUGUGGUGGAGAGGAUUGAUCGUGAGGGCCUUUGUGGCAAAAAGGCUUCAUGUAUCCUAAAACAGGAGCUCGUUUUGGAGGAUCCUCUGGAGCUGCACCGGAUUAGCCUUCAUAUUCAAGAUAUUAAUGAUAACUCGCCAGUAUUUAAGGAUGCAAAAAUAAACUUAGAAAUUCGGGAGUCGGCAGACAGCGGAGCUCGCUUUGUGAUCGAGGAGGCGCACGAUGCGGAUGUAGGACAAAAUUCAGUUCAGCAGUAUAGCCUUGAAAAGAACGAAAAUUUCAUUCUAGCUGCUAAUGGAAACACAGUGGAGCUUGUUCUGGAUAAAGAACUUGAUCGAGAAAAACAAAAGGAAAUUAAUUUGCUCCUUACAGCUUUAGAUGGCGGAUCUCCUCAGAGAUCGGGUACAGUGGUCAUACAUGUAACUGUACUGGAUGCUAAUGAUAACGCCCCAGUGUUUAGCCAGGCCAGUUAUUCCGUACCAGAGGAGAUGAAACGAGGAUCAGUUAUUGGAAAUAUCGCAAAGGAUCUCGGGCUGGAGACAGGUGCGCUGUCCACCAGAAGAGCCCGCAUUGACACCGAGGAGAGCGAUAAACGUUACUGUGACAUCAACGGCUCUCCACCUCUGUCGUCCUCUAAAGCUAUUCAGUUGUCUGUUGCUGACAUCAAUGACAACCCACCUGUGUUUGAGGAACAGUCCUACAGCGCAUAUGUGAGUGAAAAUAACAAACCUGGCUCGUCUUUAUGUACUGUUUCUGCUCGAGAUCCUGACUGGAGACAAAACGGUACAGUGAUUUAUUCUCUGUUACCUGGUGAGGUGAACGGUGCCUCGGUGUCCUCCUAUCUAUCUGUUAAUGGAGACACAGGAGUGAUCCACGCUGUGAGGUCAUUUGAUUAUGAACAGUUCAGGAGUUUUAAAGUCCAAGUGAUGGCCAGAGACAAUGGUUCUCCUCCUCUCAGCAGCAACGUGACUGUCAGUGUGUUCAUAUCUGAUGUAAAUGACAACUCUCCUCAGAUUUUGUAUCCCGCUGUGGAAGGCAGCUCCUUCAUGACUGAGUUAGUCCCUAAAGCUGCACAUGGAGGGUCUCUGGUGUCCAAAGUGAUAGCAGUGGACGCAGACUCUGGACAGAACGCCUGGCUGUCCUAUCACAUAGUCAAAGCCACAGAUCCUGGACUUUUCAGCAUUGAUCUGCACAGUGGAGAGAUCAGGACACAGCGGGACAUUUCAGAAUCUGACAGCAUGAAACAGAACCUGAUUGUUGCAGUGAAAGAUAAUGGACAGCCCUCUCUGUCUGCCACCUGUGCCAUGUUUUUACUUAUUUCUGAUAACUUGGCUGAAGUGCCAGAACUGAAAGACAUUUCUUAUGAUGAGAAGAACUCCAAGCUGACCUCUUAUCUGAUCAUUGCACUGGUUUCUGUGUCCACCUUCUUUCUGACCUUCAUCAUCAUCAUCCUGGGUGUGAGGUUUUGUCGCAGGAGAAAGCCCAGACUGUUGUUUGAUGGAGCAGUAGCCAUACCAGGAGCUUAUCUUCCUCCAAAUUACGCAGAUGUUGACGGCACAGGAACUUUACGCAGCACCUACAAUUAUGAUGCCUACCUGACAACAGGAUCUAGAACCAGUGACUUUAAGUUUGUAUCAUCUUACAAUGACAACACGCUGCCUGCUGACCAGACUCUGAAGAAAAGUCCAAUUGAUUUUACUGAUGUGUUUGGAGUCUGUGAUGAUUCCCCAGAGGUAUGAAUCUUAUAAGUAUUCAUAAUUAUAGGCUGCAGUCUAAGAAAGACUGUAAAUACACUUACCCACCACAUUCUUGGCCCUCACACUCUCCUUAUUUCAAUCUCACCCUUUAUUGAUUAUGUGUACCUUAAUUUUAACACAUUUCUGUCUUAAUUUUUGUUAAUGCACUCAUAUUUAUUGACACUGAACAGUAGUCUUCAAAAUAUUGUUACAUUUAUGCCAGUCUUUCAUUUGUCCAUGUUCAACACCUUUGUUUGUUUUCAGCCACAUUUCAACUUUGGUUUUAAAAUAACGUUUUCCAUAUCCAUGUGUCAUAGCAUUAUUUUAGUUGAAAUUUACAAAAUAAUUUCUCUUUCCUACAUGCACAAACUAAUGAAUCACCUUUGCUGAUGUAUUUCACAGAAAAAAAUCCAAUUGUUCUCAUUUACUCUGUAUUCCAUUAGUUCUUUUUAUCGCAUAAGACUCUUUUUUGUCAUUUAUAGACAUUAUUUUAAAAUGUGUUAUGUUUGUGAAGGUAUUCUAUGACCAGCCUGCUUUUCUCAUUGACAUUCGACAUGCAGAGUGUGCCAGUUCAUCUUUACAAUUGAGUUUGUAAUUGAAUUUUAAAACACUUUAAGACUAAAUUCAAGAUCAAGCUUCUAAAUAAUACUAUUACCAUAACCUUUAUAAUUUUGCACAACUGAGUUACGCUAAAAAUAUCAAAUUAAUUCAAAAGACUCAAAGAUCAAUGUCAGUCUUAUUCCCAGAUAUCAAGUUAGAAGAUGCUGAAUCAGUGAGAAAAGGAUUGUGUUAAUUCGUCAGACACACUUUUUUGUUUCUUUUGUGUAUUCCAUAAGAGCAGAUCAAACAGGCUCACAUAGGCUAACGUACUAUUUUCUUUUAAUUUUGUUUUCAUCUUAUAUGUAUAUUUUCACUUAGAGUUCAAAAGCUCAUGCGUAGAUUCUCUGCUAACAUAGGAACUUAGAAAUAAAGUACUUCUUUCUUUUUAGUGUAGGUUAGGCUUUCUCUCAUUCUUUCUUUCAAACCAUGCUUUGAGGCUUUUUUUGUCUUCUUUGAUUGCAGUGAUUUUUCUGAUUGUUGUUUCAAAGUCUAACUGAGUCAUAUUCUAUGUUUUAUGUGUCUUUCAGUGGUCACAUCAGAUUUUUUUUUUAAAGUAUAGUUGUUUAGUUCUGAUAUUAUACCUGCACAGAAAUAUACUAUGUUCUAAGCGUAAUGAUUACCUGUGGCUCUUCACAUUCUUUGAACUGUAAGGUACAGCCAUGUUUCAAAGAUAUAAAAAAUCAUUAGCCUGAACAAGAGGUAGCAUUGGGAGUAAUGAAUAUGUCUUUCAGUAUUUUAUAGAUGUGUUUUAAUUGCUAACAUAAUUUUUCAUUGAAUAGUGGGAUGCUAAAAACGUUGUUUCAUGUCAUUUGGUUUGUGAUCUCUAAAAUGAAAUGUUUGUCACAGAUUAUAACAAAUAUUAAGACAGAAUGCUUUAACAGAGCUAAUGAAUUACAUUACUUUGACAGAG
Messenger RNA from Poecilia latipinna (sailfin molly), 3637 nucleotides. RefSeq names its product protocadherin gamma-B1-like. Gene Ontology annotation, molecular function: calcium ion binding. Bases 163 to 2130 code for a protein of 655 amino acids. Gene Ontology annotation, cellular component: plasma membrane. The transcript has 3 exons. NCBI's taxonomy places the organism in Eukaryota, Metazoa, Chordata, Actinopteri, Cyprinodontiformes, Poeciliidae. The record is from RefSeq and is a predicted model, not a curated record. Gene Ontology annotation, biological process: homophilic cell-cell adhesion.